Messenger RNA from Darwinula stevensoni, 254 nucleotides. Lineage: Eukaryota; Metazoa; Arthropoda; Ostracoda; Podocopida; Darwinulidae. The record is from the annotation of a GenBank genome assembly.
AUGCCCGGCGACGUCGGCGGACCGUUCAUGUCCGAAACAGAAGCGGGCUUCUACCAACAAGUCGGGAUCAUUUCCUCGCCCCACAAGGAAUGCCAACACCUCGUUGGAGGGAUCAGCUUGAAGACGGCGAAUUACGUGAACGGGUUCAUCAAGCCCAACACCCAGGAUGGUGUUUGGUGCUCUGCCGCCGAGCGCUGAAUCUCUUCUUAGAAAUCGGUUCUGAAAAGCAUGAAAGAUAAAACGUUCAAAAAUGG